Brienomyrus brachyistius is the source of this 10694-nucleotide messenger RNA. RefSeq names its product collagen, type XII, alpha 1a (gene col12a1a). Gene Ontology annotation, molecular function: protein binding. Lineage: Eukaryota; Metazoa; Chordata; Actinopteri; Osteoglossiformes; Mormyridae. The transcript is spliced from 66 exons. Bases 334 to 9534 code for a protein of 3066 amino acids. The record is from RefSeq and is a predicted model, not a curated record.
AGUCACAGGAGCCGCGCGAGUCAAACCGUGCAAGGUUUCCCGCACGCGUUUCGUAAGAGCACACGAUAGUAAAACGAGAAUUGGGAACACCCCCCGAUUAAGUAGCAGAUUGUGGGGAAUUUCUUCCCACUUGGAAAGAAGCUUUCUUUCUGGGACACUUGCAGUCGGACCUCCAAGUCAGCACGAAACGUCUGCCACUGCCCCCGAACGCGUCGAUCCGCUGUUGGAGGAACUUCUCCACUGAAGAAAUUACAUUUUAUUUUAUUUUUUUGUUCCAGCAAUCAGUUUUCCACAGAUCCAUUCAUGUGCUGCUGAGCUAAAAAAGGCUGCAAAAUGAAGAUGGGGCUGUUUCUAGCAGCGGCUGCGCUCCUCGCAGCGCUGAUGUCCUCAGCGGACGCGCAAGUUCAACCCCCCUCUGACUUGAAAUUUAAAAUUUUAAAUGAGAACUCAGUGGAGAUGUCAUGGAGGAGACCUGUAACUCCAAUACAGGGUUACAGAGUACAAGUGGUGUCAGACACAGAUGAACCUGCCAGGGAGUUAAAUCUUCCAGCUUCUGCUACUCAAACAUCCAUCACGAAUCUGACUCCUGAUCUAGAUUAUGUAGUUACAAUAACUUCAUUUUACGGGGCGGAGGAAAGCAUUCCCAUCUUUGGCCAGCUUACCAUUCAAUCCAGUGACACGUAUGCGACGCGGAAGCCCCAGGUGUCGGAUGCAGUCACAUGCUCUGUCAGCGCCAUCACAGACCUGGUCUUCCUGGUGGACGGCUCCUGGAGCGUGGGACGGGAGAAUUUCAAGUACAUCCGUGGCUUCAUGGCGGCCAUGGCCGGCGCUUUCGACAUCGGGGAGGACAAGACCAGGGUGGGCGUGGUCCAGUACAGCACCGACACGCGGACGGAGUUCAACCUGAACCAGUACUUCAAACGGGGCGAGCUGCUUCGCGCCAUAAACACCUUACCUUAUAAGGGCGGCAACACCAUGACAGGUGACGCCCUGAAUCAUCUGCUGAAGAACACCUUCACGGAGGCAGCCGGGUCCAGGAAGUCAUUUCCCAAAGUGGCCAUGAUCAUCACAGAUGGGAAAUCGCAGGACCCAGUGGAGGAACAUGCAAGGAAGCUCAAGAACAUUGGGGUGGAGGUUUUCGUCUUGGGCAUCAAAGGAGCAGAUGAGGAUGAACUGAAGGAGAUAGCUUCCACGCCUUAUAAGAACCACGUCUUUAAUGUCCCCAACUUUGACUUGAUCAAGGAGGUGCAGCGGCAGCUUAUUAAUGAAGUGUGUGCUGGAGUUGAAGACCAGCUCGCAUCCCUUGUGAGUGGAGAAGAAGUGGUUGAACCGGCUUCAAACCUUCAAGUGACUGAGAUAUCGUCCAAGUCCAUGCGCGUCACCUGGGAUGCGUCCCCUGGAGAUGUGACAGGGUACAAACUGCAGCUGCUCCCCAUGCUGGCUGGGAUCAAGCGGCAGGAGCUGUACGUUGGCCCCACGCUGACCUCAGUCACCGUCAGGGACCUGGCACCCGAAACUGAGUAUGAGAUUAGCCUGUUCGCCUUGAAGGGCUUGACACCCAGUGAAGCCAUAAUGGCCAUGGAGAAGACCCAGCCCAUCAAGGUGUCCUUGGAAUGUUCCCUUGGAGUGGAUGUACAGGCAGAUGUUGUCCUCCUGGUUGAUGGCUCAUACAGCAUUGGAUUGGCCAAUUUUGCCAAAGUUAGAGCUUUUCUGGAAGUGCUGGUGGAAUCCUUUGACAUCGGACCCAACAAAGUUCAGAUCAGCUUGGUGCAGUACAGCAGGGAUCCACACACCGAAUUUGCCCUGAACACGCACCAUGACCGCAGCGCAGUGCUCAGGGCAGUGAGGACCUUCCCCUACAGAGGAGGCUCCACCAACACAGGCAAAGCCAUGACAUACGUGAGGGAGAAGAUCUUCGUGUCCUCCAGAGGAGCGCGCAGCAACGUGCCACGGGUCAUGAUUCUAAUUACGGAUGGAAAGUCCUCCGACGCCUUCAAGGACCCGGCCACCAAACUGAGGAACACUGAUGUGGAGAUCUUCGCUGUAGGUGUGAAGGAUGCCGUCCGCUCUGAGCUGGAGGCCAUCGCAAACCCACCUGCAGACACGCACGUCUACACAGUAGAGGACUUUGAUGCCUUCCAGAGGAUUUCCAAGGAGCUAACUCAGUCCAUCUGCCUGAGGAUCGAACAGGAACUCCUCAACAUUAAAAUGAGAAAAUUAAUCUCACCGGAGUCCCUGCAGUUUUCCGAGGUGACUUCUAGAAGCUUCCGCACCACCUGGGACUUCAAAGGGACGGACGCUCUGUCCUUCCUGGUUCGCUUUAAGCCCUCGGCGGACGUGAUGGGGGAUUAUGUCACCCUCUUCAUUCCAGCCGGCACCUUGUCUGCCGUCCUGCCUCACCUUACUCCCUUUACCAAGUACGAGGUCAACGUGUUUGCCCAGUACGAGCAAGGGGACAGCUUCCCCCUGACUGGAGAGGAAACAACACUGGAGGAACAAGGCACAGUGAGGCGGCUAAGGGUAUCGGAUGAAACGACAGACAGCUUCCGGGUCUCCUGGCAGGCCGCCCCAGGGUCUGUGCUGAGAUACCGGUUGACCUAUGUGCCGGUCCAAGGUGGCGUGGAGAUGCAGGAGGCGUUCACUGAAGGGCCGCUCACCUCCAUUGUUCUUCAGGAGCUGUUCCCCAUCACCACCUACCGCGUGUCUGUGUCUGCGGAGUAUCAGUCUGGACCGGGACAGCAAAUGUUCACCGAAGGCACUACCAAAGAAGCACGGGGGUCCCCUCGAAACCUGCGGGUCUUCAACGAGACCGUGUCCAGCAUGCGGCUGUCGUGGCAAGCUGCACCGGGAAGGGUACAGCAGUACCGUGUGGCAUAUAAACCGUCCGCCGGCGGAGAGGGCAAGGAGAUGAUGGUGAGAGGUGACACCACCAAUGCCCUUCUGAAGAACCUGGAGCCCGAUACGGAGUACGAGCUCUUCGUCAGCGCGCGCUACACCUCAGGCCUUGGCGACCCGCUGAUGGGAAGCGGAACCACCCUGGAAGAACUGGGUUCCCCUAAAGAUCUGGUCACCAGAGAUGUGACAGACACCAGCUUUGCCGUGCUGUGGACCGCUGCCCCUGGCAACGUGCUGCGUUACCGUGUCACGUGGCAGUCACUGUUCAGUGACGAGUCUGGAGAGAAGACCGUCCCUGGCGAUGUGACCAACACCGUACUGGACAGGCUUACCCCGGAAACUCGAUACCAGGUCUCCGUCUACGCCACCUACCGCCGUGGAGAGGGGGAGCCACUCGUCGGAGAAGAGACCACAGAUGUUUCUGCUGCAGGGAAAGCUCUGGUGGUCUCGGACGAGACUGAGAGAACCCUGAAGGCCACCUGGAAGCCCGCUCCGGGCAAAGUGGUGAACUACCGGGUCUCGUACCGGCCCGAGGGCAGCCAGACGCGGCCGAUGGUCGCCAAGGUGCCCGGCACCAACACCUCCACCAUCCUGAGGCGGCUGCAGCCCAUGACCACCUAUGACAUCACGGUGGUGCCCGUCUACAAGCAGGAAGAAGGAAAAGCAAGGCAAGGAGUAGGACGGACACUCUCACCGUACAAGUCGCCAAGAAACCUGCAGACAUCUGAGCCCACCAAGCACAGUUUCCGGGUCACCUGGGAUCACGCCCCAGGAGAUGUGCGUGGCUACAAGGUGACCUUCCACCCCGCGGGUGACGAGGUAGACCUGGGUCAGCUGCUUGUUGGGCCCUAUGACAACACCGUGGUGCUGGAGGAACUGAGGGCUGCAACCAAGUAUACAGUGAGCGUGUUCGGAAUGUUUGACGGAGGUGAAAGCAUGCCAUUGGCUGGGGAGGAGAAGACCACCCUCUCUGAUGGGCCAGAUCCCCCACCAUUCACUGUGCCAGAGGUGGCGUGCAGGACCACCGCUCAGGCUGACAUCGUCCUUCUGGUGGAUGGGUCAUGGAGUAUCGGGCGUCUGAACUUCAAGACUAUCCGAUCAUUCAUCGGCCGCAUGGUGGGAGUGUUCGACAUUGGACCGGACAGAGUGCAAAUCGGUCUCGCUCAAUAUAGUGGUGACCCCAAAACUGAAUGGCACCUGAACACUCAUAAAACUCGGGAAUCGUUGUUGGAAGCCGUAGCCAACCUACCUUACAAAGGAGGCAACACCUUGACAGGUCUGGCUUUAAAUUACAUCCUUCAGAACAACUUUAAGCCUAAUGUUGGAAUGCGGCCAACCGCCCGCAAAAUUGGAGUGCUCGUCACUGACGGCAAGUCACAGGAUGACAUCAUCGUUAACUCCCAGAAGCUACGUGAUGAGGGCAUCGAGCUCUAUGCCAUCGGUGUCAAGAAUGCUGACGAGAACGAGCUUCGGUCCAUCGCCUCAGACCCGGACGAAAUCCACAUGUAUAACGUGGCUGACUUCUCCUUCCUCCUCGACAUUGUGGACAGUCUCACAGUCAACCUUUGUAACAGCGUGAAGGGCUCAGAUGCUGGAGUAGGGGCACCUACAGACCUGGUGACCUCUGAGGUGACCCAUACCUCCUUCCGGGCCACUUGGACUGGACCCAGUGAGCCGGUUGAUAGAUACCGCAUACAGUACAUGACGGUUUCUGGAACCCAACCUAGAGAGAUGUUUGUUUCGGGGACAGUGACCACUGCUGUGUUGAAGAGCCUGACCCCCUUGACAGAGUACAUCGUCAAUGUUUAUGCUAUGCUUGAGGAUCAGACCAGUGAGCCAUUGAAAGGCACUGAAACUACCUUGCCCCUUCCCUCUGUGAGGAGGAUGACGGUCUAUGACGAACAGCCUACCACCAUGAGAGUACGCUGGGAGGCUGCCGCCGGUGCUACAGGGUACCUGCUGCAAUACAUCGCCAUAAAUGCCACCGUACCCACCACACAGAAAGAGCUGCGAGUCGGCCGAGAUGUGACCACAACCCUCCUGGAGAGCCUCAUCCCCAACACAGCAUACACACUGUCCAUCUUUGCCCUUCACAGUGGUGCAACCAGCGACCCUCUGGCCGACCAGGGUGUCACCUUACCUCUGCCCACUGGAAAUCUGAGGAUCACGGACGUCACCCACAGUACCAUGAAUCUCGACUGGGAUGCCGCGCCAGGGAACGUGCGCAAGUAUAUCAUCACAUACAAGCAUGAGGACGGAGAGGCUAAGGAGACCGAAGUCUCAGGUCAUGUGACGACCACGGUGCUUCGUGACCUUAUCUCCCAAACCGAGUACGAUGUGGCAGUCACCCCAGUGUACGAUACAGGAUCGGCUAACCCAAUGCUCGGACAUGCUGUGACUGGCGUUGUCCCUGCCCCCAGUAACCUAAGGUUCUCAGAUGUUACCUUGAGCAGCUUCAUCGCCCAUUGGGAGCAUGGUGCCCCUGAUGUGGCCCUCUACCGAAUCAAAUGGGCCAAGCAUGGCCAAGAUGACUUUCAAUAUUCCAUCCUGAACAAUGACGACACCUCCUACUUGCUGGAAUACCUGGAUUCCGACACGCUGUAUGACGUGUUCAUCACAGCCAUCUACCCCGAUGAGUCGGAGAGCGAGGACCUGAUGGGCAGCCAGCGCACAUUGGCAGACAUUCCUACGCCUGCACCAACAGGCCCCCCCCAGAACCUGCAGGUCUACAAUGCCACCACCACCUCCCUGACAGUGAAAUGGGACCAUGCCCCAGGCCGCGUCCAGAACUACCGCAUCACCUACAGACCGGAGGAGGGGGGCAGGCCCCAGAUGACCCAAAUCGGAGGCAAGAAGAACAGCGUGGUCCUGCAGAAGCUGACUCCCGACACGCCCUACUUCAUCACCGUGGCGGCGAUAUACGCUACCGGCGAAAGCAAAGACAUUUCUGGCGGGGGCAAGACAAAGCCAUUGGGUGGAGUGAGGAACCUCCAGGUUACUGAUCCCACCACCAGCACACUCAGGGUGACCUGGGAGCCGGCAGAAGGCAACGUCCGCCAAUAUCGCAUUUUCUACGUUCCGGCCACAGGGGGCGAUGAGGAACAGACGCAGGUCUCCGGGACCACCACCAACACGGUCCUGAGAAACCUCAUGCAGGACACCAUCUACACCGUGACUGUGGUGCCGGUCUAUGCCUUGGGCGAGGGAAAGCGCAUGUCGGAGAACGGAAAGACCCUCGUGCGCUCGGCACCCAGGAACAUUCAGGUGUACAACCCCACCACCAACACCCUGAAUGUGCGAUGGGAGCCCGCAUCAGGACAAGUGCAGCAGUAUCGAGUCUCCUAUGCUCCGCUGACUGGGACCAGGCCCUCAGAAUCUGUCUUGGUCCCAGGAAAUACCCACAAUACCUUGCUGCAGCAGCUGAUCCCUGACACGGAGUACUCGGUCAAUGUGGUGGCUCUGUACGCUGACGGAGAGGGACCAUCGGUCGCAAGUGAUGGCACCACAUUGCCCCGCAGUGCGCCGAGGAACCUCCGCGUCUACGACCCUACCACCAGCACCCUGAGCGUGAGUUGGGAUCAUGCCGACGGGCCCGUCCAACAAUAUCGCAUCGUCUACGCCCCCACCACUGGUGAUCCCAUUGAGGAAAAUGUAUCUGUCCCUGGGAACAGAAACAGUGUCAUCCUGCAGAACCUGCAGCCGGACACCCCCUACACCAUCACCGUGGUGCCCAUAUAUGCUGACGGCCCAGGAGGCGAGCUCACAGGACCGGGCCACACAGUUGGCCUCCUGGAGCCUCGAAACCUGCGCGUCUCUGACGAGUGGUAUACCCGCUUCCGCGUGUCCUGGGACCCUGCACCCUCCCGCGUCACUGGUUACAAGCUGAUCUACCAGCCCCAAGAUAAGGACGAGACCAUGGAGGUGUUCGUUGGGGACGUGACUUCGUACGUCCUCCACAAUUUGCAACCUGGCACCACAUAUGACCUCAAGGUCUAUGCCCAGUAUGACGCUGGUCUGAGUGGAGCCUUAGUUGGACAAGGAACGACAUUGUACUUGAACGUCACUGACCUGGUGACGUACAACGUCGGCUAUGACAAGUUCUGCAUCCGAUGGACGCCCCACAGAGCAGCCACCUCCUACAGAAUCAAGCUCAACCCCUUUGACCCGUCGAAGCGAGGCCAGCAGGAGAUCACUAUCACAGGCUCAGACAGCCAGUACUGUUUCGAAGGCCUCUCCCCGGACUCCUUGUACAAUGCCACCGUCUUUGCCCAGACGCCCAAUCUGGAAGGCCCUGGAGUGAGCGCUAAGGAGCGGACUUUGGUGAAGCCCACAGAACCUCCAACGCUGCCCCCAACUCCGCCCCCACCUGCCACAAUCCCUCCUGCUAUGGAAGUGUGCAAAGGCGCCAAGGCUGAUCUGGUGUUCCUCAUCGAUGGGUCAUGGAGUAUUGGAGACGACAACUUCAACAAGGUUUUGAAUUUUGUGUUCAACACCAUCGGCGCCCUCGAUGUCGUAAACCCUCAGGGAAUGCAGAUAUCAUUCGUGCAGUACAGCGACGACGCCAAGACAGAGUUCAAACUCAACACCUAUCAUGACAAGGGGACGGUGUUAGCUGCCCUGCAACUUGUCCGUUACAGGGGAGGAAACACCAAAACAGGGGUGGCCCUCAAACACGUUGGUGAGAAGGUCCUCACCACGGACAACGGCAUGCGGAGGAACGUGCCCAAGGUCUUGGUGGUUGUCACGGACGGCCGCUCUCAAGAUGAAGUGAAGAAGAGUGCUUCAACGCUGCAGCAUAUGGGUUACAGCCUAUUUGUUAUCGGCGUAGCUGAUGUGGAUUUCGCCGAGUUGCGUAAUAUCGGCAGCAAGCCGAGCGAACGACACGUCUUCAUUGUGGACGAUUUCGACGCCUUCGCAAAGAUUCAGGAUAAUCUCAUCACGUUCAUCUGCGAAACAGCUACAUCCACUUGUCCUUUGAUUUUCCUGGAUGGAUUUACAUCACCGGGCUUCAGGAUGCUAGAGGCUUUCAACCUCACUGACCGGACGUACGCCGCCGUCAAAGGCAUCUCCAUGGAACCAGGUUCCUUCAACAGUUAUGUAACCUACCGGCUGCACAAGAACGCCGCCCUCUCCCAACCCACAAAGGAGAUUCACCCAGAGGGUCUGCCACCGACCUACACGAUCAUCCUCCUCUUCCGUCUCCUCCCGGAUACACCCACAGAGGCUUUCGACAUUUGGCAGAUCUCAGACAGCGGCAACAAACCGGAAGUCGGAGUCACCGUCGACCCAUCCAGUAGGACAAUCACAUUCUACAACAAGGACACCAGGGGCGAGGUACAGAGAGCUACAUUCGAUAGCGAACCAGUGAGAAAGAUCUUCCACGGAAGCUUCCAUAAGCUGCACAUGACCGUCACUCCGAAGAGCGUCAAACUCAACGUGGACUGCCAGACGGUGGCCGAAAAGGAGAUUAAGGAGGCCAGAAACGUGUCUGUGGAUGGCACUGAGACCCUGGGAAAGAUGAGGAAUUCGAAAGGUUCAGCAACAUUCCAGCUCCAGAUGUUCGACAUCGUCUGCAGUGCGGGCUGGACCAGCAGGGACAGAUGUUGCGACCUGCCAUCGACGAGAGAUGAGGCGAAAUGUCCCUCUCUUCCCCACUCCUGCACAUGUGCUCAGGAUAGCAUCGGACCUCAAGGACCCCCAGGACCUCCGGGUGGUCCUGGUACAAAAGGACCCCGCGGCGAAAGGGGAGACCUCGGCCCGUCUGGUCCCAUGGGCCCACGGGGGGAACUGGGCCUGCCAGGACCAAUGGGGCCACCAGGCCCACAAGGACCCAACGGGUUGUCUCUUCCCGGCGAGCCGGGCCGCCCGGGACCCAAAGGAGACACUGGUGAUCCCGGUCAACCUGGACGCCAAGGUCCACCUGGACAAGCUGGUUCUGUAGGCCCGGUUGGACCAAUCGGACAAAGGGGGCCCGCUGGAAAAGAAGGACCCGCUGGACCGAGGGGGCCCUCAGGUCCAAUGGGAAGCCCCGGAGCUCCUGGGAUGCCAGGACCUACUGGAAAACCCGGAAAGCCUGGAGACACAGGGCACCCUGGAGCCAUUGGCCUGAAAGGAGAGAAGGGCGAAAGGGGGGACUUUGCGUCUCAGAACAUGAUGCGCUCCAUAGCCAGACAAGUCUGUGAGCAGCUGGUCAACAGUCAAAUGAGCAGGAUCGACAUGAUGUUGAACCAGAUCCCCAACGGCUACCGUAGCAACAGUCCUGGUCCUGCUGGACCUCCUGGGCCUCCUGGGAGUACUGGGUCUCGUGGCGAGCCAGGUCAGCCUGGAAGAAGUGGCUUUCCGGGAACUCCAGGUUUGCCUGGGCAGCAGGGAGAGAGAGGGGCACCUGGGGAAAAGGGUGAACGAGGUAGUCCUGGGACUGGAAUCCGAGGACAGAGAGGCCCAUCCGGACCACCUGGCCCACAAGGCGAGUCGCGAACAGGACCUACAGGCCCCACGGGCUCCUCCGGGCCUCCUGGACCCCCAGGUCGUCAGGGAUCCCACGGCAUCCGGGGUCCACCUGGUCCCCCCGGAUACUGUGACUCUUCCCAGUGUGUGGGCAUCCCUUACAAUGGACAAGGUUACCCAGGUUCGGCAUAAGUUCAUUUUAUAAGCCGCCUGCGCUGCUUUCACUCUGAAACCCGGCAACACAAACAAAAAGUCCUGUUUCUGUGCUCAUGUGCUUAUGAGGGGCUAUGGAUAGCCACCGUGGAUGUGAUUAACGAACGCGGCUGACCACCGUGAAGGGAACCGACUGGUACUAACAACACUUUUACAGCAGACAUCAUGGCCUAGUGGGCAUGUUUGCAUCUUGAGCCCACACAGCAAGCAGAAAGAGAGGGAAAUAGAGAGAGAGAGAAGCAGCUUCUCUCGUGGAAGGAGCAUGUAAAACUACUAACAAGGAGGAUUUAUAACCAAGAGCAACAGUGUUAACAUGGUAAACGUUGAGAUGAAAUCUGUAAAUAAACUAAUUGUGCAUUGUAAAUGAUUUUUCGUUUUCAAAUGAGUUAACAUCCGUAAUGAGCUUGUGCCUUAUAACCUGCUGCUUGCUGAAUGCUCACAUAACCUUCUCAUUCAAGCCUGAUGUGACAUAUCCACCCUCUGCUCGGUCCAGACUGAAGCACGCAAUGUUUGUAUAUUAUAAUCCUGGGGCUCUUUGUAAUACCAUUUACUAAGAUUUUGUACGGUGCUUUUCUCUGUUGUUUUUUCUGUUUGUUUUCUUUGCUAUGAUAAAUUUAUUUCUAAAAGGUACUAAACACUACAGAAUAAUUCAGGGGUGAUUUUUGUAUCAAAUCCUGCGAGGGUUUAAAUUACAUGUUAGUCAGUCAUUUGCUUUUUUUUUUUAUGGGAAUGUGGUUGUACCUGAAGAGUCUUUAAAUGCUUGGUAGUCUGUUGUGUGAUCAAUACUUACCGCAGUGCCUUACUUGAGAAUUAUUACGGACACUCACCUGUCACAGCCACACAAUUUGGCUUUUAUGUAAAAGACUUGUAUCCUAGAGUGGGAUGGUUGCCACUGAGUAAUGCAGCCAAAAGCCAGAAGUGAUGGUAUUUCUGCAUGCAGAGUUGCUGAUUAAAUGCAUGUUCAUUUGGCCAAAACGAUAUUUCCAACCAGACCGCUUCCAGCCCGGGCCUGAAACCUACGUAGUGCCAAUCCCAGUGGAACCCUCAGAAGAUUAUGAAACAGAAAUUCAGUCUCCUGGUUACUCACGAAACCAGCGUGGAAAGCGCUCGCUAUCAAGAGUGGGAUCCCAAAGGAUAGC